AUGCAUGAUCCGCAUUGGUCCGACUUUGUGGUCUGGGCGGACGAUGGAACCAUCCGCCUGUGGUGCACGGCAACCGGUGCCUGCAACGAGGUGGUGGAGAAAGCCCACGCGGGCUCUGUUCUCAAGCUUUCUGUUGUGCGGUCCUUCAUCUGGUCCUCGGGCUCUGAUGGCUUCAUCCGUGAGUGGACCAUUGGUGGAUCUGAGCGUCAGUGUGUCAGGCAAAUAGCGCCGGAGGGCUUCGACAAAGGGGCCUAUGCAAUCGUGCCGUUGGGCUACGAAGUCUGGACUUGCGGCCACCAUCCGAAAUACAGGUGUUCUCACAGUCCGACUUUUAAGACGCCCGAGCAUCCCGCACACGAGCCCUACGUUUUCAACUUGCUCACAGUAGACAGAAUUGAAACCAAGAUCGUCUGGUCGACCUCCAUCGGUGACAAGAAGCUGAAAGUGGGGCGACACACCAUUCGCGGGGAGGUUCCUUCCAUCGACGAGCUGAAAGCAGCGAAUCGGCUCUUCGAGGGGAGGAGGAUGGACGAGUUCGUGAAACGCGCUUCGAAGCUCGAGGACGAGCUGGCGGUCUCUGCCGAGGAGUACCGGGCGCAGCUGGAGGCCCUCGCCACCGACCUUGCCAAGUCCAAGGCUGAAGGGGAGGAGCUUGCGGCGAAGUGCAAGCACCUCGAGGAUUUGUCUUGCUUCGCCCUGGUCAUGCAUGGUGUGCUUGUUGCUUCAAACACCUUGUGCCCACUUGGCCUGAACCGAGCGCAGGAGGAGCUGGAAGGCAAGCUCAUGGAGGAUCCUGAGGCUCUGGCCAAGUUCCUCCAACGUGCUCUGUCUUUCGAGAAGAUCUUCAAAGACCUCGGCUUGGAGCACUUCCUCGACAACCCGCAGGCGCUUCGACAGGUUCUGGAGGCCUUUGCAGAUCUGGGCCUGGAGAACCUUUUGAAGAACCCGAAGGAGCUGAAGAACUUCCUAUCGUCGGCCAAGCAGCUGAAGGAGAUGUUAGAGGCGGCUGGCUUUGGAGACGUUUUUGGCGACCCGUCGAAGCUGGAGGAGCUCAAGCAAAGCUUGGAUUUGCUAAGGCGGGUUCGGGACCUCUUCGAGAAGUUCGGCUUGGGUGAUGCCUUCAAGGACCCUGCCUUGCUGGAAGAGAUUUUGUCCAGAUACGAGGGAUUACGCAAAGCCUUUGAAGAGUACGGCUUCUCAGAGCUGUUCGAGGAUCCAUACAACUUGAAGGGCUUCUUGCGGAACUACGCGAAACUACGUGAGGCCUUCAAAGAUCUCGGGCUGGAAUAUCUUCUGGACAGUGCUGCUGCCAUGCGGGAUUUUUUGGCGGGCCACACGUCCGGGGAGAAGGAGCUCCUGGAUCUUCGUGCAAAGGCAUCCAGGCUUGAUGAGGCCGAAGAGAAGCUCCGUCGUAGGGAAGAAGAGCUGGCCUCGCGCUUAGAUCCGUACUUAGCCACAGAUGAAGGAGGCAUCGGAGCUCCGGUCUCUUCUGCGAGCGAAGGCUUUCCGGGCACUGUGGAUAGCGAGCUGGCGGAGCUGCGCCGGCUGCUGGAGGAGAAGGAACGCGAGCGCCAGGAGGCGCUUGAGCGCGAGCGGAUGAUGGCCAUCAAGUACAAGGAGCUGGACAUCUUUAAGCUGGACAUCAUCGCGCGCGAGCUCAAGUCUUUGGACAACGAGCUUGGCCUGGUUGGCAAAGAGGCCAAGUUUCUCCAACAGAGUGCAGGGCGGCUCAAGGACUUCGGUGACCAGCAGCAGAUCCAUCAGCAUGGAAGCAAGAUGCCAACCACUGAGUUGGACCAAUGCGUGCAGCUACGUUCUCACAUCAGGGAUGUUAUUCAAAAGUGCCUCUCUGAGACGCAAAAGCUGCACAUUGGGGCUGCAAUCGACGAUCCCCUGGCCGCGGGCGAGCUGAAGGAUGGCGGCGUCAUGGCGGGAUUUGUUUACGAGGAAGUCGAGGCCUCUUGA
Molecule: messenger RNA, 1965 nt
Organism: Symbiodinium natans
Lineage: Eukaryota; Dinophyceae; Suessiales; Symbiodiniaceae
Source: the annotation of a GenBank genome assembly